GCUCCUGUGGCAUAAAUGACGUUCGGAGAGAGCAAGCGAGCGCGCAGCCGGGAGAGCAGUCUCCUGCCUCCCCCCAGCUUGCAGCACCUCUCCCUCUCCUCACACAAACGCACACACGCUGACACAUACACACUCUCAUCCCCAGAUACACACACCCAGAAGCGCACACUGCAUACACACUCCACACGCUCACACACUGCAUACACACUCCACACGCUCACACACCUCUCCGACAGAGCUUUUCGGUGCACAGCCGCGCCGGCGAACCCCGCCUCCGGCUCACAUUGUCACCCUGACAGGAGCAGCGGAAACUGCAGCGGGAAUAACAGAGGCUACGGCAGCGGCAGCAGCGGCGCGGCUGCAUUUUUCCCUGGGUUUAUUCCUUUCCUGGCUCAGGAGCAGCAGGAGCCAGGGCGCCCACUGAGCUCCUCUUCCGUGCUUUCCCAUGAGUUGGGAUCGCAGCAUCUCCUGCGAGUCCGCAGUCUCUGGGAGUUCCUCAGUUUGUACAAGUCAGCCCUUCCGGGACCUCGGCUACUACUCCCCCAUGAAGAUUUCGGGGCAGUCCUCUAUAAACUCGAUAUAAAGACGGAACCGCCACAGCAGCCAAAACCCAGUUCGGAAGAGCGCCGCCAGCCCAGCGCCAGCUCUCAGACUGGAACCACUGACGACCACAGCAGCUUCACAGCCGCCACCCCGUUGGGCCCAACGCCCCCUCCUCAGCCCCUGUCUGUAGCCUCCUCCGGAGAGACCACCAGCCCCAACAUUCAGCGCACAAGAUUCCCUCCAGAUAUGCCCUGCGUGCAAGCUCAAUAUAGUCCUUCGCCUCCUGGUUCUAGUUAUGCUGCGCAGACAUACGCUUAUGGCUCGGAAUACACCUCGGAGAUCAUGAACCCCGACUACACCAAACUGAAUAUGGACUUAAGCAGUACUGAAAUCACAGCCACAGCCACCACUUCCCUGCCCAGCUUCAGUACCUUCAUGGAGGGUUAUUCCGGGAGUUACGAGUGUAAGCCCUCUUGCCUGUACCAAAUGCAGCCGUCGGGUCCCCGGCCCCAGAUCAAGAUGGAAGAUUCCCGGGGGCACAGUUAUCACCACCAUUCGUCCAUUCCGCCGCCUUCCUCCUCCUCAGAAGAGGAAGUGAUGCCCAGUACCUCUAUGUACUUCAAGCCGUCUCCCCCUUCCACCCCAACCACGCCCAGCUUCCCCACGCCGCAAACGUCCAUGUGGGACGAGACACAUCAGCUGCAGGCCACCCAGACUUGCCUCGCAACAAGUCACCUGAUAAAUGCCCCAAUGAAAACUCGCUUCCCUCUGAUCCACUUCAAGCCCUCGCCACCUCACCCUCCGACUCCCAGCCCAGUGGGAGGCCAUCACCUCUGUUAUGAUCUCCUCUUAGGAGCCGCGGACCGGGCUGCUGCUAGUGGCCAGCCAGCCCCCAUGGAGGGCCACCCUUAUGGGCUGCCAAUAGCCAAGAGGCCUGCUCCCUUGGCUUUCCCCCAGCUGAGUCUGACACCUACUGCUGCUGCUGCCUCAGCCGGGUCCAGCCUGCUAGGAGAGAGUCCCAGCCUUCCUUCACCUCCCAGUAGGAGCUCCUCCUCCGGUGAAGGCACUUGUGCUGUGUGUGGGGACAAUGCAGCGUGCCAGCACUACGGUGUGCGCACCUGCGAGGGCUGCAAGGGUUUCUUCAAGAGAACAGUGCAGAAAAAUGCAAAAUACGUUUGCCUCGCAAAUAAAAAUUGUCCAGUAGACAAAAGACGUCGAAACCGAUGUCAAUACUGUAGAUUUCAGAAGUGUCUCAAUGUCGGCAUGGUUAAAGAAGUUGUCCGUACUGAUAGUCUCAAAGGAAGGAGAGGUCGGCUGCCUUCCAAACCAAAGAGCCCUUUACAGCAGGAACCUUCCCAGCCCUCUCCACCUCCUCCUCCAGUCAGUGUGAUGAAUGCCCUUGUUCGUGCUUUAACGGAUUCAACUUCCAGAGACCUGGAUUAUUCCAGAUACUGUUCGGGUGAUCAGGCUGCGGCAGGCACUGAUGCAGAACAUGUACAACAAUUCUAUAACCUUCUGACAGCCUCGAUAGAUGUGUCUAGGAGUUGGGCUGAAAAAAUUCCAGGAUUUACGGAUCUCCCUAAAGAAGAUCAAACUUUACUAAUAGAAUCUGCCUUUUUGGAGCUGUUUGUUCUCAGACUUUCCAUCAGAUCUAACACAGCUGAAGAUAAGUUUGUAUUCUGCAAUGGACUUGUGCUUCAUAGACUUCAGUGCCUUCGUGGAUUUGGGGAAUGGCUCGACUCAAUUAAAGACUUUUCCUUAAACUUGCAGAGCCUUAACCUCGACAUCCCCGCCUUAGCAUGCUUAUCAGCUCUCAGUAUGAUCACAGAAAGACAUGGGUUAAAAGAACCAAAGAAAGUGGAAGAGCUAUGCAACAAGAUUAGAAGUAGUCUGAAUGAUCAUUUGGCAUUUGGCUGCCAGACUAAAGGACAACCUCUUGAGCCUACAGAACCUAAGGUACUGAGUGCCCUUGCUGACUUACGUUCUCUCUGCACAUUGGGACUCCAGCGUAUCUUUUACCUGAAACUGGAAGAUUUGGUUCCUCCCCCUUCUAUCAUCGACAGGCUGUUUCUGGACACUCUACCCUUCUGAAUUUUGAAAUUAACCAACGGAUCACCACUGUUUUUCUGAGCAGAAAAGCAGAUUAUUAAUCACAGCUAGUAUUUUUGCCCUUGCUUAACAGAAAAGCAAGUUCAGUGUUUAAAAAAAAAAAGGACUUAUUUACUGGCACAGUUCCUCAAAACCUUACGCCAGAAGACAUAACUUCUUAUUGUGUUGGGUUGUGUUUUAUAGUCCUUUUUUUGUGCGAUUUGUUGGGGUUUUCUAAGAAAUUGCUAAUAAAGCACUUUUGGACAAUGCUAUCCCAGCAGGAAAAAAAAAAGUUAAUAUGACUGUUUUCAAUCUCUUUAUGGGAAAUAAAGUUGUAGAUGCUUUGUAUUUAAAACAAGAACAACAAACAGUUGUUUGCCAGAGUAGUAUGUGUCUUGUGAUUGAUACCUUUAGUAUAUACUUCCUGUAUCAAGGGCACAUAUGUGGUGCAAACUAAACAGAAGUUCAUUUUUUAAAAAUUAUGUGAAAUUAAAGAUUUCAUGUAAUUCAAAUAGAGCAAAAAUAAUCAUGGCUGUUAGCUUCCACAUUCAAGUGCCAUUUUUAAAGUGCUGUCUUACUAAGUCUUGUUUAUUAACUAAUUUAUUUUAAUAAGGAAACUUUAAAAGAAAUUGUUUUUUUUUUAAAUUACAUGCACUAAUUUCUACAACAAAGGCUUCACCUAAUUGACCUAAAACAUUAGACUGUGCUGUUCAGGCCAAGGUUUUUUAUCUGUCUUCAUGAUAGAGUUCAACCACUGCAUCACAGGUCUAUUUAUUUGCAAAACAGUCUAUUCAGCAGCCUGAGACCAAACACAUACAACUGAUUUGGAGCCACCAUACUAACACAACCAGGGUUUCCCAGACUUGCAUUAGUGUAAUUUCUAAAAAACAUCUAUACUUGAAAAACAGAGGGACAUUUUGUGAUUCAUUUGAGCACUUGUUCCCUAGAUAAGGAAGUAAAUAUAAGUAGUAAUUGGAGCAUACAGGGUGAGCAUCAGGGAUAGUAAGUUUUGUUUUGGUUUUGUUUUUUAAUAUAAUUUAAUCUAGGUUUCAAAUUAGUUUUAAAAAGUAAAGAAAAAAAGAAAAAAAAUAGAAAAAAAAAUAGACCUGAGUCAAUUUGUAAGAACAAGCAAGCCUUGUAAAAAUCGUAUGAAUGUAAGUGCUUAGGAAGGCAUAGUGAGCGGGCUGCGAUUAAACAUUCCGUGUUCGUAUUCCCUUUUUGUAUGUUUAUACUGUUGAUGCCAUAUUAAUAUGAGAUACUUUGUUGCAUAGUGUUCUUUGUAUAAACGUUUGUAUGCAUGGUAUAUUGUUAUAGCUUUGCCUGUAUUUAUUGCAGUGACUGCCAGCUCCUGGGAGCUGUGUUACAGAGUGAUCAAGUGGGGUGUUCACAGUGGCUUGGAUACACCAAUUAGAAAGCUAUAAAUAUAUAUAUAUAUAUACAUAGGACAAGUUAUAUAUACAUAUAUUUAUAAUGUGUCUUUUUAUUAAUUAACCAUUUGUAUAAUACAUGUCACUUAUACAUGCAGUUCUUUUAUGGUUUAUUUGCAGUGACUUUUAAGACAGUCCUUACUGUUUAGCACUUUGAUAUUACAAUCUUGCUCAUGUUUUGCUAAAUUCAAAUAAUAUUUGAAGAUUUUAAGCCUAAAAUUCUUUAUAUUAUAUGCACUAUAUCAAGUCAAAAUUUCUUUCAUCGUUUUGCUAAGGAACAAACUUUGAAUGUCAACCUAAUGUCACCGUAGCUUUUGUUAGCUUUAAACAAUUUUGGCUUUAUUCUUUUAAAGAAAAAAAAAACUAUGUUGUUUAUAUGGAGAUUAAAUUAUACAAUCAAA
This is a messenger RNA of Sarcophilus harrisii (Tasmanian devil), 4459 nucleotides long. It is a transcript of the gene NR4A3, whose product is annotated as nuclear receptor subfamily 4 group A member 3. The record is from RefSeq and is a predicted model, not a curated record. Gene Ontology annotation, biological process: regulation of transcription by RNA polymerase II; cellular response to corticotropin-releasing hormone stimulus. NCBI's taxonomy places the organism in Eukaryota, Metazoa, Chordata, Mammalia, Dasyuromorphia, Dasyuridae. Gene Ontology annotation, molecular function: nuclear glucocorticoid receptor binding; nuclear receptor activity; zinc ion binding. Gene Ontology annotation, cellular component: nucleus; transcription regulator complex.